This is a messenger RNA of Cuculus canorus (common cuckoo), 2567 nucleotides long. It is a transcript of the gene SUCLG2, whose product is annotated as succinate-CoA ligase GDP-forming subunit beta. The transcript is spliced from 11 exons. Bases 119 to 1417 code for a protein of 432 amino acids. Gene Ontology annotation, biological process: tricarboxylic acid cycle; succinyl-CoA metabolic process. Gene Ontology annotation, cellular component: mitochondrion; succinate-CoA ligase complex. NCBI's taxonomy places the organism in Eukaryota, Metazoa, Chordata, Aves, Cuculiformes, Cuculidae. Gene Ontology annotation, molecular function: ATP binding; metal ion binding; succinate-CoA ligase (GDP-forming) activity. The record is from RefSeq and is a predicted model, not a curated record.
GAGAGGUGUCGCUGCCCACCCCACGGAGCGGAACCGGACGGGCUGUAGUGCCCCUCGCCCCGGGCCGUGCCGCUGUGAUCAAUUGCAGGGGCCGCCCCGGGGGCGGGGCGCGGCGAAGAUGGCGGCUCCCCUGGCUGGGCCGGCGCGCGCGGCGCUGCGGGACCUGGCGCUGCGACCCGCCCGCCUGCGCGGCGGCGCCCCGGCUGUUCAAUUAACCUCUAGACGAUGGCUGAACCUGCAGGAGUACCAAAGCAAAAAACUAAUGGCAGACCAUGGGGUUACAGUUCAGAGAUUCUUUGUAGCUGAUUCUGCAAAUGAUGCCCUGGAGGCCGCUCAGAGGCUAAAGGCAAAGGAAAUUGUUCUGAAGGCACAGAUUCUGGCUGGAGGGAGAGGAAAAGGUGUUUUCAAUAGUGGAUUGAAAGGAGGAGUUCAUCUAACUAAGGACCCUAAGACUGUUGAACAGCUUGCUAAACAGAUGAUUGGGUACAAUCUGUCGACAAAGCAAACUCCAAAGGAUGGCGUGACAGUUAAAAAGGUGAUGGUUGCGGAAGCACUGAAUAUUUCCAGGGAAACAUACUUCGCAAUUUUGAUGGACAGAGCCUGCAAUGGACCUGUUAUGGUUGGCAGUCCACAGGGUGGUGUCGACAUAGAAGAAGUUGCAGUUACUAGCCCAGAACUUAUCUUUAAGGAGGAAAUAGAUAUUUUUGAAGGCAUAAAGGAUCAUCAAGCAUUGCAGAUGGCGAAAAAUUUGGGAUUCAAAGGACCUUUGCAGCAGCAGGCAGCAGAUCAAAUUAAGAAGCUGUAUAAUCUUUUCUUGAAAAUUGAUGCCACUCAGGUUGAAGUGAAUCCCUUUGGUGAAACUCCAGAAGGGCAAGUUGUUUGUUUUGAUGCCAAGAUAAACUUUGAUGACAAUGCAGAAUUUAGGCAAAAAGAAAUAUUUGCCAUGGAUGACAAGUCUGAAAAUGAGCCUAUAGAGAAUGAAGCUGCCAAAUAUGACUUAAAAUAUAUAGGACUGGAUGGAAAUAUUGCUUGCUUUGUCAACGGAGCCGGACUUGCGAUGGCAACAUGUGAUAUAAUAUCGUUGAAUGGUGGAAAGCCAGCCAACUUCCUGGAUCUCGGUGGAGGUGUGACGGAAGCAGAAGUAUAUCAAGCGUUCAAGCUGCUAACAGCUGAUCCAAAGGUUGAAGCAAUACUUGUCAACAUUUUUGGUGGUAUCGUGAACUGUGCCAUCAUAGCCAAUGGUAUCACCAAAGCUUGCCGAGAGCUCGAGCUGAAAGUGCCUCUGGUGGUCAGACUGGAAGGAACAAAUGUUCACGAAGCCCAGCGUAUUCUGAAUGAAAGCGGACUCCCCAUCACGUCUGCAAAUGACCUUGAGGACGCGGCAAAGAAGGCAGUGGCUAGUGUGGCCAAAAAAUAACAACUUCAAGAUCUUCUCAUGGAAAGCACGUGUGUUUCACAAGACAAUAUCAUUCCUGUUGUUUCAGAGAGGAGUAAUGGAGUUUUUCUAAGCAGUCAUUUGUGUUGGUUGACUUAAUUUGUAAUAAAUGGCAAUCUUGGGCCCUAGGCUUGCAAAUUAGGCUUCAGAAAUUUUGCAGCUACAUUCUUGAAUGGUUUGUGUCUUCAUCUAAUUUUGCUAACUUUGUUAUUCAGAACUGUAGUAAUAGUUCACUCCAUAAAGAUCUUUUUCUACUUUCCUUCCAAAAUUUCACUGAUAAACUCACGAUAAGAUACAAUAAUUAUUAAUUUACUUCUAGUGACAGGACUGUUCUUUAAUCAAACACAUUUAGUUCACCUAUUUAACUAUUUUCAUUCAUUUUUUUUAUAGGGUAAAGAGGCAGCAAACUAAUAAUAGGUUUCUAUUUUUUAUGGACUUUUACAAUAAUGUAAAAAAUUGUGCUUACAAUAUCUAUUUUUAUUCAAAUGAUUAACGUUUAUUUUCUUUUUUAGAAAUCACACAUUUUGCCUUAAGAAGAUUUUCUUUUGUAGAUGCCAAAGUAUACCUCACAAUAGGAAAAGGGAUUGAAUAGUUGGUAGUGAAAAUACCUUCCAUUCUUACACUGUGCCUAUAAGCCAGCAAAAUGUGAUUCAUUUUAUUUUCUGCUGUUUGGAAAUGAUGUGCAGUAUUUCUAGCGGUAGCAGUGCCAUACAGAGAGCUCCAGGAGGAUGUGUCUGCCACUAGGAAAAUGGCUACUAACUUUUUAAAAUAACCUCUUUCAUAACUAUGUCACUGCUGUGAGAUUUUAAAAUAAGAUGUGAACCUGAAGCAGUUUUCUCUCAGGAGCAUGGAGUAUUCUCCCAUUUAUAUAACUUCCAAAACCCAGUUCUGAUUUAUUUGGAAUAAAACACAAAUUAACUUUUCCAUUUUUAAAGUAUUUGAUUUCUCAGGCAUCAGUAGAAAUGCGUACAAGAAAAAAAAAAUAUAGUUUUCAGUACUCAGGGUAUUGACUGAGGUUUAUUUUCAUUAUAUAUUCUUCUGUAACAGUCAAAAUUCAAGCUGUUAGUUGCACAGAUCAUUCAUCUGGGGAACAGAAGACAAUACCAAAUGGUUUGUGUAAGUAAAGAACUUA